AUGGCGGCAAACGCUGGACCCGCCCCCCGGAAGCCCUCGCUGCGCACGCGUGUUCGGGCUGCUAGCGCUCCACUGCGCAUGCGCCCGCGCAUCCUCCAGGAGUUUGUUUGUUUGGGCGCGUUUCUUAUUGUGAACGAAAAAAGCCAGAACCUGCGGCGCCUGCAAGCGCAGCGAAACGAGCUGAACGCCAAAGUGCGCCUGCUGCGCGAGGAGCUGCAGCUGCUGCAGGAGCAGGGCUCCUACGUGGGCGAGGUGGUGAGAGCCAUGGACAAGAAGAAGGUCCUUGUCAAGGUGCACCCGGAAGGGAAGUUUGUGGUGGACGUUGACAAGAACAUCGACAUUAAUGAUGUGACACCGAACUGCCGCGUGGCCCUGCGCAAUGACAGCUACACCCUGCACAAGAUCCUGCCCAACAAAGUGGACCCUCUUGUGUCGCUCAUGAUGGUGGAGAAGGUCCCCGAUUCCACUUACGAGAUGAUCGGGGGUUUGGACAAGCAGAUAAAGGAGAUCAAGGAAGUGAUCGAGCUGCCCGUGAAACACCCCGAGCUCUUCGAGGCCCUGGGCAUUGCCCAGCCCAAGGUGGGUGCUGCCCAGAGAGGCGCCCGCAUGGUGCGGGAGCUCUUUGUGAUGGCCCGGGAACAUGCGCCCUCCAUCAUCUUCAUGGAUGAGAUCGACUCCAUCGGCUCGUCCCGCCUGGAGGGUGGCUCUGGCGGGGACAGCGAGGUGCAGCGCACGAUGCUGGAGCUCCUCAACCAGCUCGAUGGCUUCGAAGCCACCAAGAAUAUCAAGGUGAUCAUGGCCACAAACAGGAUCGAUAUCCUGGACUCGGCUCUGCUGCGCCCUGGCCGCAUCGACAGGAAGAUCGAGUUCCCCCCUCCCAACGAGGGUCAGUGGGCUGCCCGGGCAGCUCCUUCCCUCCGCAAGAUCGCGGAGCUGAUGCCGGGGGCGUCGGGCGCGGAGGUGAAGGGGGUGUGCACCGAGGCCGGCAUGUACGCGCUGCGGGAGCGGCGGGUGCACGUCACGCAGGAAGACUUCGAAAUGGCUGUUGCCAAGGUGAUGCAGAAGGACAGCGAGAAGAACAUGUCCAUCAAGAAGCUGUGGAAGUAACGGCCCGGCUGGGGCUGCCUCCCUUCCUGCUGUCUAAUAAAGCG
Tinamus guttatus (white-throated tinamou) is the source of this 1151-nucleotide messenger RNA. Lineage: Eukaryota; Metazoa; Chordata; Aves; Tinamiformes; Tinamidae. The record is from RefSeq and is a predicted model, not a curated record.